This is a messenger RNA of Rhinichthys klamathensis goyatoka, 4279 nucleotides long. It is a transcript of the gene itprid2, whose product is annotated as ITPR interacting domain containing 2. NCBI's taxonomy places the organism in Eukaryota, Metazoa, Chordata, Actinopteri, Cypriniformes, Leuciscidae. The coding region runs from base 339 to 4256 and encodes 1305 amino acids. The transcript has 17 exons. The record is from RefSeq and is a predicted model, not a curated record. Gene Ontology annotation, molecular function: signaling receptor binding.
UUACACAUUCUGUUUUCAGUUAACACCCUUCACCAACUUCACGUGCAAGUAAUGCAUCAAAGACAUGUCGGCUCAUGCAUUUCUGUUCUUGCUCAGACGAGCAUAUGAUGUGUGCAAAGUUUCGGUUUAUGUGGCUUGGUUCAGUAAAGGAAGACUGUUAAAAGUCUGCUUCAUAUGACAAAAGACAGUCACAUCACUCUUCUUUGGACCUGCCACCAAUCCCUUUGGAGAGAUGGGGGCCUGGAUAUUGUUGUGCAAUUCAGAUCUGAGUCUGUCCCUCUUUUCUUUUUGUCCAGGUGAACUGUCCCCCACUGUAGUUUCCCGUCCGAGCCAAGGACAUGGAGGAGUGCGAGUCCGCCCCUGCCAGUUUCAAGAGGAGGGCCUGGGCUCAGAGCCGAGACUCCUGGCAGGCUCCUGAGUCUCAGGACCAGGGAGCAGAGGAGCCGCUGUCUGCACAGCCUAUGGAGAAUAAGACUUCGACAGCCUCAGAAACAGGGCCUAAUCCAAAUCAAGUAGAGAACUGGCUUAGGACCUGCAGGACUCCUCUCGGGGCCUCUUUGGAUGAACAGAGCGCCAGUCCGUCCAGAGGGCCAUUAAAGAAUGGCUGUAGCUUUGAAGAUGACCUGUCCCUGGGAGCUGAGGCCAAUCACCUCCAGAACAGCAGCACAAAAACAGAGGCCAAUGGCUAUGAAAUGCCAGCCAAGGCCAAAAGGAGCCAGUUCAAACAGAAGGGCAGAAGUAUGAACUCCACAGGCUCUGCAAAGAGCAGCACCACAGUGUCCAGUGUUUCGGAACUGCUGGACCUGUAUGAGGAGGAUCCAGAGGAGAUUUUAUACAACCUCGGCUUUGGACGGGAGGAGCCCGACAUCGCCUCAAAAAUCCCUUCUCGUUUCUUCAACUCGUCUUCUGGCGCCAAGGGCAUCGACAUCAAAGUUUACCUGGGAGCCCAGAUUCAGCGCAUGGAGCUGGAGAACCCGAACUAUGCCCUAACAAGUCGAUUCCGUCAAACAGAAGUACUGGCUACGGUGGCAAACGUUUUCACAGAAAUCUACUCCCACGUGUCCGGAAGACCCAUGGAGAAAAUCGGCAACGGCGAAAUAGAGGUUAAAACACCUCCAUUAAAAAGGAAUAAUUCGGCUCUGAAUGUGGCCAAAAUUCUAAAACGGAACAUUACGAGACAGAACCUGAUGGCCUCCGGCACGGAAGCAUCGGCCAAACAGCCUUCAGCGCCUGAUGCUGACAGCGCAGAGAGCGUGAACUCUGACAUACGGGACGGGCUGACGGAUACCGAGCACAAGCCACAGCAGAAAGUCUUUAGGAAAAAAGAUUCAUCUCUGGAAACAGUGACCGAGGAAGCACAGCAAUGUAUCUCAGAGGCCUCACUCAACGGAGAAAUCCCAGAACCUCUAGCCAAGGACUCUACGUUGACGAAUGGUGAUCACUCCAGUCCGUCACCAGCUCUGGACAAAGACACGCCACUUUCCCCGGUCCUGGUGAGCAUCAGUCGCGUUUCUGACGAGAGGGAUCUCACGACAGAGUCAAGACUCAAAGAGUACGAGUACCAGAACACCAUCACUUCCACCCCAGAUAAAGAACCAUCCAACCUGCUGCCCAACCCACACAUAGCCCACCUGCUCAGCCAGCCCAGAGACUCCUUUGAAAUGGAGGAGUUGCAGAGUAAUGAGGAUGAAGCUCUUCCUGGUCCUGGUGGCAUGUCUCGAGAUGGCAGCGAGCGGUUAUUGAGGACUGCCAGCCAGCAGUCUGACAGCAGCGGGUUUGCAGAGGACCCAUCCACAGACGGUUCGGGUUAUCACCUGAAGGUACAAGAAAGCUCAGACAGCUGUGACAGUGAAACUACAGUGACAUCGCAUGCAGGUGAAGUCAGCACUCCAGUAGCGUUGGAGUACCCCAACUUUAAAAUGUUGCUGGGCGAGGAACCCCAUCCUCUGCCCAGAGGCACAUCUAGCCAGAGUGGAGUCAACAGACAAGUCCCUGAGAUCCCCAGCCUCCAGAUUCCCAAUCCAAACUCUGACAAUAUUAGCACCAAUGGACCACUCCUGUCUCCUGACUCCAACAUAGUGCAAGAACCCACCACAGACUCUCCAGAAGUGGAUUUGACCGUGAUUGUAAAUCCUACAACAGAUUCAGAUGUAACUCAUGAGGGCAACACAUCCCAGCCUGGUUUUGGCAUGGAUCCAGACUCUCCUGAAGAUCUACAUUCAUCCUUCGGACCAGAGUCAUCGGAUCUUGAGCAUUGCCACCCCACGGCUCAAAGGAGGCAGAUGGCCCUCCACACGGCCCAUCAAAGGUCAUCCUCAAUGGACGAGGAACGUCCUGGCCGAGUAUGGGUGAGGGACAAGGACUUGCUGAGGGAAAGCUUGGAGAGGAAUCCUUUAAGGAGAUCCAGCUCCCUCCCAAUGUCUUCACUCAACCCGACUCGAGUGGUCACCUCCAUGCGCAUCCAACUUGGAAAGGGUUCGGUCAAGCACUGUACCCCACCCUCGUACACAUACCGCUACGAUGAGGAGAAUCGCAGUGACUGGGAAGAAGUGGAUUCCAUCAUGGAAGAAGACGAAGUUGAUCAUGCCGACAGACAAUCUACACUCUUGAAUUCUGUUCCAGCAAGUAGAUCAAUGACUGAUAGGGGAACACAACCACCACCAAACCAUCUAAACAUACCCCAACAUCUGACUCGCUCUUCCAGCUCGCUUUAUAGUGUCCCUGCCGACUGGCCCCAGAGGCCCCUGGGUGAAGGUCCAAGCUGGAGCACAUGUAGCGUCCCAAACCUUUCUCAUUAUACAGGUCCGGCCCACCCUCUUCCUCAUCCUCCUCCUCCUCAUGGAUCCUUCUACUCUCCACAACAUGGAUUGGCCUACAACUUCUCGUACCCUACAAGAAUUCCCCACCACACUCCCUUCCCACAACCGCAGAGCUCGCCUUAUCCUCAGCCACUUCAGAACCAUACAUUUACUCCACCACAGGGGGUGACCGUUGCACCCCAGCACAAUAUGCAUUAUGCGCAUCCGCACAGCACACCAUACAACCCAUUCUCUUCACCUUAUAACGUUUCUCAGGGAGCUCCCUAUGGCCCCUCAUUGAACAUCCACGGCAGCCCGUACGAAACUCACAUCCCUCUUGCGCAGUCCCACAGUGCCCCCUACAAUUUGGGGUACAACAAUUCUUCACAUCACCCCGGUGCGCCCUACAGUCAUCCAUAUUAUCCGUCUCCCCCCUACCCUUUCUCCUUUGGGACUCCUCCAGCACCCGCUCCUGCGAUGGGCAGCACAGAGAUGCAGCUUAUGAGGGUCCUCCAUGACAUUCGUGGGACAAUGCAGAACCUUGGUCAGAGCUCAUCGGUGCAUGGAGGGGACACACCCAUUGACAGGAUCAGUACACCACGCUCUGUCCAACUGCUUUAUGAGGAGCUCCAGAUGCGGCGCAGGAGUCUGAACGUCUUCCGGACUCAGAUGAUGGAUCUGGAACUGGCUCUCAUGAGACAGCAGUCUAUGGUCUACCAGCAUCUUAGUCCAGAUGAGAGGCGGGAGGCGGAACAUCUGGAAACCCUGCGGACUGCAGUCAGACAGGAGCUGCAGGAUCUGGAGCUUCAGCUGGAGGAUCGCCUGCUCUCUCUGAACGAAGAGAUGCGCAGCAGCUCCCAGCACAGCAGCCUCUACCGCCACCACAUGGGAAUGCAGAGAGGUCAUAGCAUGGAAAGCCUGUCUAAUUCUUCAGCACUGCGGGCCAUGGAGCCGGUGACGGACCUCCUGAAGGAGCAGUUGUACCUUCAAUCUGAGCUGGGAUAUGAGGCUCCCACACUCAGUUCAGGCCGCUCAUCGAGAGCAUCCAGCCCUGGCAGAUUCAACCGAACACACGACUGUUGCUCGCCUUCCCUGCAAAGAGGCAGCGUUUACCGGGCCACCCUCAACCUCACACCCACCAUCCCUCCACGGCCUGGAAUGGAGGUUCCUCGGCCCGAAUCCCCGGAAAGGAUGGAGCCGAACCUGACACCUACUUCUUUGGAGUUCAGCAGAGAUGAAGACGAGUCGUCACUGGAUGGUCGCAGGAGCAGGACGGCUGAGGACUGCUGUCCCACCGAGUGGAGGAGUAGAAGUAGAGGGAAUGGUGACCUGCAACAUCUUAUACAAGAGAUUAAAGAUAGCAUCGCUCAUGAAAUCAGGCAGGAGAUUGUGAACGAGCUUCUGGCCGCUGUGUCGCCACAUAGAUCUCCUCUUCCAGCCAGGAAGCCUCCUGUGUAAGCAGCAGAACAGAGGAUGGAGGU